Messenger RNA from Orycteropus afer afer, 738 nucleotides. It is a transcript of the gene TPMT, whose product is annotated as thiopurine S-methyltransferase. Gene Ontology annotation, molecular function: thiopurine S-methyltransferase activity. The record is from RefSeq and is a predicted model, not a curated record. The transcript is spliced from 8 exons. The coding region runs from base 1 to 738 and encodes 245 amino acids. NCBI's taxonomy places the organism in Eukaryota, Metazoa, Chordata, Mammalia, Tubulidentata, Orycteropodidae.
AUGAAUGAUACCAGAACUUCACUUGAAACUAAACAGUGUCCUGAUACUGAGAUACAAAAAAAUCAUAUAGUAACUCUGGAAGAAUGGCAAGAAAAGUGGGUGACCCACAGGAUUGCAUUUCAUCAAAAAGAAGGACAUCAGCUAUUAAAGAAGCAUUUGGAUACUUUCCUUAAUGGUGGAAGUAGACUCAGGAUAUUUUUCCCUCUCUGUGGAAAAGCAGUUGAGAUGAAAUGGUUUGCAGACUUGGGACACACUGUUGUUGGUGUGGAAAUCAGUGAACUUGGGAUACAAGAAUUUUUUACAGAGCAGAAUCUCUCCUACUCAGAAGAACCAAUCACCGAAAUCCCUGGAGCCAAAGUAUUUAAGAGUUCAUCAGGGAACAUUUCAUUGUACUGUUGCAACAUUUUUGAUUUUCCAAGAGCAAAUAUCGGCCAAUUUGACCGGAUAUGGGAUAGAGGAGCAUUAGUUGCUAUUAAUCCAAGUGAUCGACAACGCUAUGCUGGUAUAAUGUUGUCCCUAACAAGAAAAGGGUUUCGUUACCUUGUGGCUUUUUUGCGUUAUGAUCCAACUAAAUAUCCAGGUCCACCAUUUUAUAUUCCUGAUGCUGAAAUUACAAGGUUGUUUGGUACAGUGUGUAAUAUGCUUUGUCUUGAGAAUGUUGAUGCUUUUGAAGAACGACAUAAAAGUUGGGGAAUUGACUACAUUUUUGAAAAGUUGUAUCUACUUACUGAAAAGUAA